Stereum hirsutum FP-91666 SS1 is the source of this 2450-nucleotide messenger RNA. Its product is annotated as amidase signature enzyme. The transcript has 6 exons. The coding region runs from base 228 to 2012 and encodes 594 amino acids. The record is from RefSeq and is a predicted model, not a curated record. NCBI's taxonomy places the organism in Eukaryota, Fungi, Basidiomycota, Agaricomycetes, Russulales, Stereaceae.
GCGGUUGAUGAAGCCGCCAGGACCGGCUCAAUCAGGUACGAUAUUUCGCGCCUGCCAGAUUGGCUGCUCUUGUUCAGUCUUGUUCUCCUUCAAACAUGUCCUUCCUCCAUAUCGCCUAGCGUUGAUUGCCGCUGCUACCGCAAUCGAGGCCGGUAUAUAUACCCUCUGUUUACGGUAACAUACCUUGCUUUCUCGACUGCUUCUCCCGCCCGGACUGUCUCUGCAUCAUGCCAUCCUCUUUUCUCGCUUACAGGCGAGACUGCGCAACUUUUCAACAGCGCAGACAGGCCAAGCUCGAUGAGCUCGCGCCCAUACUUGAUGCCCCCCUCACCGAGUCAGAGUCUAAGAUCCACUCCCUUUCCCUUUCCGAACUCGUCGACCGACAUCAGGCAGGCUCAGUCUCCUCGCAAGAUGUUAUCUAUACGUAUGGCAAGAAAGCCUUUGCUGCACACAAGGCCACCAACUGCCUCUCCGAUGUUAUGAUUCACGAUCUACUGCCCCCUACGGGCCAUGUCGCGCUCAACGGUAACGGCGAUGCGUAUCGUCCUACGAAGGGGAACGGUUACGCGAACGGCCAUGCGGAUCUGUCACCCUCACCAUCAGUCUCCAGCGUCGAUACAUUUGCCGAGGAUUCAGAGCACCCGCUAUCUGGAGUUCCCGUCAGUAUCAAGGACGUCAUCGACGUCGAGGGUUAUCCAACGACUAUGGGAUACUCUGCCAACGCUCUCACACCUGUUCCCUCUUCUGCACCCAUCAUCCAUCUCCUCCGACGCGCCGGCGCCAUCCUGCAUGUCAAGACGGCUGUACCCAUGGGCCUCUUAUCCCUCGAGACUGACUCUGAACUCUUUGGCCGUACUGCAAAUCCCAUCAACCCAGCGUAUUCAUCUGGGGCGUCUACGGGAGGCGGAGGUUCGCUUCUCGCGAUGGGGGGCAGCGUGAUUGAGUUGGGCUCGGACGUCGGAGGAAGCGUGCGCUUACCGGCGGCGUUUUGUGGGAUAUACGGCAUGAAGGCGAGCAAUGGAAGAUUUCCGUCGACGGGCGUUGCGGUUAGUACGCCGGGGUGCGAGGCUGUCCCGACGGUGGUAUCGCCCAUGGCACGACGGUUGGAGGACCUAGAGGAGUUUUGGAAAAGGGUGAUGGCACUGCGGCCUUGGGAGAUCGAUCGAACUUGUAUACCGAUGCCGUGGCGGCCGACGUCGUUUGAGGGGAAGAAGAUGCGAGUUGGUGUGCUGUGGAAUGACGGUAUAAUCCCGAUGUCGCCUGCAGCACUUCGCUCUAUAAAUAUCGUCAUCGAGUCGUUGAAGGCUCGAGGGCAUGAAGUUGUAGACUUUAAACCACCUACGUUCGAAGUCCUCAAGGCAGGUUAUCAGCUCGCCUUCGCAGAAGGAGGGGCUCAGAUCGCCGCCCCCCUUCGUCCCUUCGAGCGCCUGAACGGUGGUAUCAGCUCAGUGAUCUCCACCUAUCGCCUACCCUACUUCAUCAAGAAUAUUCUGGCCAGCUUCUUGCCACCGAAAGAUGCCGAGCUCGUUCGAGCCUUCCACCCGAAGUCCGUAUAUCGUAUGCGGGAGCUGGUCGUCGAGCUAGAUAAAUUGAAGCAGCAGUGGCAUGAGAUGUGGCUGGACCAGGGUAUCGACCUUGUAAUCACUGCACCUUGUUCAGUGCCGGGACUGCCAGCGGGUGGCACGACGAAGGCUGGGCUAGCUACCGCCAGUUACACUUUCUUGUUCAAUAUCCUUGAUCUCCCUGCCGGAAUUGUACCAGUAACGACUGUUUCAUCGAAACUCGACGCACUACCUUCCUCCUUCAAACUUUCGGACCUUGACCCAUCAGCACAAGGUCCAUAUUCUAUGUACGAUGCUGACAAGAUGCAGGGUCUGCCUGUAGGUGUUCAGAUUGUGGGUCGGCGGCUAACAGAAGAGCACGUAUUGGCGGGUAUGCGGGAGGUGAAGGAGGCCGUAGCGGCCUGGGAUGGUAAGGAUGUACGAACAGAAUGGACACCGACUCUGUCAUGACGGUCACGAACGUGGUUUUAUUGGUUCUCUUUCCGAUUAUCGUGCGCCACACAAUUCCUCUCUUCUUCUUUCGUCCACUUCGGCCGUCUAAUCGGCCUCUUUUUUUGAGAGUUGACUCUCACCCUCUCUUCCGGACCCGUUCUUUCCGUGUACAUCACCUAUGGUUCUUUCCCUUCGUCAGCUCCACGCCACCGUUUCACGAGGAACAUCAUGUCUCAUCUCACUACUGCACCACCCCCCUCCCCAAUCCUUGUCCACCACCAUCAUCAAUAUCUAUCUAUGUCCCUAGGCCUUUUCUUGAUAUCCCGCAUUUAGCUCUUUUUAUGGUGCUCGUACACGUCUAAUCCAACAUCAUAUUGGGUAAUUUGUACUUGGUUUGCUUUAUCCCCUAGACGUAUGGUAUGUAGGCACCCGUGUAAAUCCAUGACGGUCUCUCUC